UAUGGUUGAUUCGAUUUUAAUUGUCUAGUAUUCCUCUGUGUUUUUAAUUGUCUAUAGUCACCUAAUUUUCGUCGUUUUGAGUUUGAUUUGUAGAAAGAACGAAAACAUUUAAACAUUAUCAAAAUAAAACACUUAAUUUAGCAAGGAUUUUACUAUCCUUGUGUGUUGUAAUUAAGUGUAACGUGUUAUUGUUUCUUUCCCGUUUAGAUAGUGUUCAUGGCGGCUCAAGAAGAUGAGAUUAAAAGUCUUAAGGAGAAAAAUAAUGAAUUGGUGCAAAAGGUUCAGUAUUGGAAGAUGACGGCGGCUCAGAGGGAAAAUGAUAAGUUGGAGCUAAUGAAAGAGAUCAAUGAGCUGAGGCUCAAAGUGAUUCGUCUCAAAAGCGGCGGUGCCGCAGACGCUCGCAAGCUAGAUGCUGCACUCCAACAAGCUAGCGAGCAGGCUCUCUCCCAUCUUGUGCAGGCCUCGAGUGCCGUCGCUCGCACCAUUGAGUUAGCCAAAACUUAUAUGAGAGACCGGGAAGGUGCAGACACAGUGUCUCCAAGAUGGAGCAACAUCAGCAAUUCCACCGAGAAGGUGCACCGGGUGCCUCCCAUGAUGAUGGGCGGACAGUCCAUACAGCCCGUAGUCUCACUUAGCAGGGCUACUCUCAACAUUAACACUUCUAGACAAACAGCUAGGAGUCCAAACUCUAGUCGCAAUGUUACCGUUAGAGCCUUACCAAUGCACAUGCUACAAGAUGUAUACAUUCCGCUGACGAGGAUAGACAUGAGGGACAUUCCGAACCACAACGAGACUGAACAAGAGGCUGCCGACGACAGCGGGGACAACAUCCCGUUUGACUCAAGCAUGGAGGAGGUGGCCGAGGAACCUCAAAACAUGACCGACGAUGACGAUUACGAAUCAUCGCGAAGAUUAGACAUAGUGACGGAAGACGUCGAACCGGAGGGUGAAGAACAGACACCACCUAGAGCUAGAGUGGACAAUCCCCUGGAGGGUCCCAGCUGGUUACUGGACGCGCCGCGUGAGCCUGACUCCACUACUGAAGAGGCUCUUAACACACCUAACACUGACAGUCCUGAGGCCCUGCCGGAGCCGGACUUGGCGGCGCGCGUGUUCACGCCCACCGUGCGCCGGCGCCGGCGCUCCCCCCCGCCGCCCCCGCCACCCGCGAGGGACGACCUCAACGGUUCACUGUCCUGUUCCCGAGUCCUCCAAGUCCUGGUACCUAAAUUACUAGUGACGGACCCAACGUCGCCCGCCCACAAGCGACCGAAGCCGCGCUUCGACGCGCCCAGCCCUAACGGAGCCACCGACUCGCGAGUCAUCGUGUCGGAAGAAUUAGAAUCUCAAGCCAGAGAAAUAGAGUCGGGCGAGCCUAGCCGCACGCCCACCAAUAAACGCAACGACAGCAGACAGGGGCAAAACCAACAGCAGAGUUACAGGGACCAAGAGGGGCAGGGGCAACAAGAGAGUUACAGGAGAGACAGCGGUGACAGCGAUAGCGGAAGCGGAGCGGACAGGGUCAGCGAGGGCAGGACGCGGCGGAACCGGAAACCGGUCACUUAUAAAGAGAAGCCUUUAAAUCGGAAACUGCGGAGAUGAUAACAGCCGUCGACUGUAGGCGAAUUACACAAUUAUAUUAAUUACUUAUUUAUUGUUUUUAUUACUAUUUACGGUUACAGUUUACAGUGUAACAUUAUCUGUACCAAAAUUUACUUCUUCCCACCUUAACUAUUUUCAAUGGUCUGCCUAGUAUAGGACCCAAUAAUUGCGUUAUAAUGUAAUUUUUAGAAGGUUAUUAGAAGCUUUUAUUUAAUAUAAAACGUUCGUAUGUAAUUAUGUAAGUUGUCUUCAAAAUUGACUGUGUAACCAGUAUUUAGAAAAUUGUUAACAUCACAGUUGAUAUUGUUUGUUUUAGGGCCCUAUCCCACUGGCGAGUUCGCUCGAGCGCGCAACGAGUUCGAUAUUCGCUAGUGUGAUAGAGCCCUUAGCUUUAUUUUUAUAGUGAAAGUUAAAUUGGUAUUGUUUGAUCUGAGGCAAAAAUAGAUAAAAUUAAAAUAAAAAACCGGUCAAGUGCGAGUUGUACUCGCGUUCCAAGGGUUCCGCACAUAAGUCUGACUCACGCUUGACUGCACAUUUCUAAUAGAUUUUCCUGUCAAAUUUAUAGGUAAAGUACUAUUUUGUGUAUUUUUUUCAAAAUUUUCAGAGGUAGUACUUUCAGAGAUAAAAGGGGAGGGGGGAAUGGUCGGACAGACAGACAGACCCACGAGUGAUCCUAUAAGGGUUCCGUUUUUUUCUUUUGAGGUACGGAACCCUAAAAAACAUUUAUUCCUAACUUCUAAAUAAACUGAAUUUUAAAAUAGACUGCCCAUAUAACCAUUCCAGUCGCAGAAUCAUCAAAGUGGUAACUAAAUGUCAGAUGUGUCGUAACAGAGUCCACACAAUGUGUCUAGAAUUGUUUCGAAACAAAGUGUCGUCGCCGUGUGUACACUUUUCCGUAACAAGGUGUCGACACAUUUGUGUGCACUUUGCGUGCGGUUUGCGACUAAAUCUGACAGCAAAUUUGUGACAGCAAAUGUCAAUAUAAAAUACCUCUUGAAAACCAAGGUUUGUCAAACUACUAUUAGUGUCUCGUGUGCUCGUAAGUAAUUCUAGUAAGUCAUCAUGGGCGAUGCAAAUGAUAAUAAUCGACCAAAACCAUAUAAACACCCAACACCCGUCAACCUUUUACAGAAAAGUUUUUAAAGAAAUGCAAUAAGCUACUUAGGUCAGCCAACGAAUGCUCAAAAAAGUUGUAGAGGGAAAUGCUCGGAACACAAUUUUUGACUCUGUAACUUGGUUUGGACAAGUUAGGAGGUGAACAUAUCAAAAGUCCCCGGCCGUAACCCUUGAGCGGGGGGAAGAGAGGGGGCUUUGAAUGUCCCAUUUUCCGGUUUUUCGAUUAUAUCUCGGAAACUAUGCAUCUUAGCGACAUGGCCACUUAUACAAAAUGAAAGUUAAUUUAAUUUGUUACAAGUUUAUUCAGUCAAUUUUUUCGAUAUGUUGAAUAGUUUUUGAGAUAUCCGCUCUUGAAAGUUUAGUUUAUUUAGGGCUCUCAAUUUUAUCUUGAUAUAUCUACAUCAGUGAAGGUGCUAGGCCGUGUAUGGUAUCGUUUU
Messenger RNA from Cydia fagiglandana, 3155 nucleotides. RefSeq lists its product as uncharacterized. Gene Ontology annotation, biological process: meiotic chromosome segregation. Bases 217 to 1602 code for a protein of 461 amino acids. The record is from RefSeq and is a predicted model, not a curated record. Lineage: Eukaryota; Metazoa; Arthropoda; Insecta; Lepidoptera; Tortricidae. Gene Ontology annotation, cellular component: chromosome, centromeric region; nucleus. The transcript has 13 exons.